CUCUCUCCUUUUCACAUCCCUCCCACUGAAAACUGCUUCCUGUUCUGACUUGUUCUACCUGUAUCCACCAGGAAGGCAACUUAGCAAAAUGUUUUGGACUGCAUUCCACAUACUCUGAAGCUCUCUGUCAAUUUUGGCAGUAAGUGCUAGAGCAAAAAUGUAGUAGAGGAUUUACACAUUUCUUUGUAUGAAUAAAGCAGUAACGAUACCAAGAUGAACUGAAAGCAGAGAGACAGCUUCACUCUGAUAGAUAAAUACAACCAUGGUAAAUUCAAGAUAUCUUCCUGGACCAAGAGACAGUACCCAGAGCAAAGGAGUACGUGAAUCCAAUAAGAUGCUGUAGCAUGAAUAGAAGUAAAAGGUCCUUUGGAAUUCAACCUAUCUAGACUGGAUUUGAGGAUGUUAAUCAAAGUUUGCUGAAAAAAUAACAAUGUGGAAAAAAGCUGGAGUCAAGUGAACAGAACAGAAAACAUGAAAGGGGAGAAAUGAAUCUGAACAGCUGUGGAGGUGGUCUCCCCUUCCUGCACAGGGAAGCCAGUUAUCGCCGACAGCAGAGAGGUGUAAUAGACGUGGAUCUUCAAAGUAGGAGUCAGAACUUUUAGGAAACAUUAAGGCUACUCAGAAGGUCAGUGGAAAGACCAGCACUUCUAAGACCCCCAAGGGAACCAGCAUGUAGGAAUUUAAGGACGAGGAACAGAAGUCUGAGCUCCGAGGUACUGAAAUCCAGGAAGUGCUCUUUGAACAUCUUCAGCAAGGUUAGCAACUAAGAAUUUUCAACAUGUUCCGUAAGAAGAAAAAGAAACGAAUACAGAUUUCAGCGCCGGUGAAUUUUGAACACCGUGUCCACACAUCAUAUGAUGCAAAAGAAGGAAAGUUUGUGGGCCUUCCUCCCCAGUGGCAGAGUAUCAUUGAGGCUCUCAAGCGCCCGAGACCACUUGUCGACCCUUCCAGGAUUACCCAGGUGGAUUUGCAGCCUAUGAAGAACAUAGUGAGGGGAAGUGUAAUAGAACGGGAUGGUUACAUUGAGGGACUCCUGUCUGAUAUUAAGAAGCUGUCUGUUUCAAGUUCCAACAACCUGAGGAGAACAAGCCCACCAUCGCGGAGGAGGGCUCAGUCACUUGGUCGAAUUGAAGAAGACAAGUCUGCUGAUGCAUAUAUUCAUAUUCCAAUGCCGGACUCCUUUAUGGGUCAAGAACCCAACAAUAGAACUGGAAGCACAUCACCAGAGUAUAAAACCCAAAUUAAUGGUUCUUUACUGCCUAAUGGAGCAAUUGGAAUGUCUAAGUCUCCAACUGAGACAUUACUAGCAGAUAAUGAAAAAUCCCGUCAGUGUUCUAAUAGACAAAGGCAAGAAUUUGGUAACAUGUCUGUGGAUAAUCUUAAUUUUCUCAGACAUAAUUCUCCUACUGCCCUGCCAAAAGAGCAACUUGGGAACAGAAAUAUCGAUAACCAGAGACCUGUAUCCUGCUUUGUAAAGAUGGAGGAGAAUCCCAUGCCUUCCAAAGUACAGCAGACCAAUCCAAAUAUCUCUGAAGGAAGUACAACUCAAAAUCAAUUACAAAAACCUCAUAAUCCUUUAAGAACUGCAAUCAGUCUAGCAGGGCCUACAUCCACUUACAUAAUUACGGCAAAUCCGUCUUUACAACAGUAUCAACAUAUUACUCCUGAUGAGCACAUCGGUGGAGCUCGGACUGUCCCCCCAAAACUGCCUGGGCAGGCUCUUAAAGGAGAACUGUCACUUGAUCUAAGUAAUAAAAACUCUGGGACUGGCACAACACCAACAACAACAGCCAAGACACCAGUUAAUGUAAACCAGAACUCACCUUCCCAGACAAGACCCUCUCCAGCAGGCUCUCCGAGGAACAGACCACCACAGGCAAGUUCCCCUCACCUACGGCAGAAUCUACCCAACUCUGCAAAAACAAGUCCAACAGAACCAGAAUCUACUCCUGUAACACAUGAACAGUUCAAAGCAGCACUCAGAAUGGUGGUUGAUCAAGGUGAUCCUAGGACCUACCUUGAGAACUUUGUAAAAAUUGGAGAAGGUUCCACGGGUAUUGUCUGCAUAGCCAGGGAAAAGCACUCUGGCAGACAAGUGGCUGUAAAAAUGAUGGACCUUUACAAACAGCAGAGAAGAGAAUUGCUCUUCAAUGAGGUGGUUAUAAUGAGAGAUUACCAUCAUCCAAAUGUUGUAGAGAUGUACAAGAGUUACCUAGUAAUGGAAGAACUGUGGGUGGUGAUGGAGUUCCUACAGGGCGGCGCUCUCACAGAUAUUGUAUCAAACACCAGGUUGAAUGAAGAACAGAUUGCUACAGUUUGUGAGUCAGUGCUGCAAGCCUUGGCCUACCUGCACUCCCAAGGUGUCAUCCACAGAGAUAUUAAGAGUGACUCCAUUCUCCUCACAUUGGAUGGACAGGUUAAGCUCUCAGACUUUGGCUUCUGUGCCCAGAUCAGCAAGGAUGUUCCGAAAAGGAAGUCACUGGUGGGGACGCCUUACUGGAUGGCACCAGAAGUGAUCUCAAGGUUACCAUAUGGGACAGAGGUUGAUAUCUGGUCUUUGGGAAUUAUGGUGAUCGAAAUGGUGGAGGGGGAGCCGCCUUACUUCAGUGACGCUCCAGUACAAGCUAUGAAAAGGCUGCGUGACUACCCACCACCAACCCUGAAGAACACACAUAAAGCUUCUCCUAUUUUGCGGGAUUUUCUGGAACGCAUGCUAACUCGGGAACCCCUACAACGUGCCACAGCAACUGAGCUUCUUGACCAUCCAUUCAUGCUUCAGGUUGGUCUUCCAGAGUGUCUUGUUCCAUUGAUUAGGAAGUACCGCAAGCAUGUCUUGACAAGCUGAGCUGACCAAGGCAACAGACUGGGCUGUACCAUUUCCUUUUCAGUUCAAGAGUGCUCAGAAAUGUUCUUGUCUUGACAAGCUAGGCAAAACAAAAGGACAACAACUACUAUUUUCUUUUGCUUUGACUGCUGUUGUUUGGAAACACUGGAAACUGGAAAGGAUCUGUUUGGUAUUGCUCCUUCCACACUACUGAACUGUAGACAAAGCACCUUGUAAAUUGGGCUACAUUGUGGAGUCUAAAUUGUGUAGUAUUUUGUGAGCAUUAUACUGUGAUGUUUUUACAAGCAUGUGACAUCCUGGUUCUCUCCUCUCCUUAGGAUGCUGUAACAAUGUAUUAAUAGUUUUCUGAUGUCCAGUAAUAAGAGGAAUAUAUUUGUUUUGUAAAUUAUUGUACAGAUAGUACCUCAUUUAGACAGUACACUUGAAUGUAUGUCAGGGCCAGAAAUGUGUACAUGAAUUUCCUGUUCUCAACUCUUGGCAUGGCACAUAAACAGUUCUAUUUUCUACCAGCCUGGAAUACACCAUGUUUGUUUAAAGGUCCUGAUAAGAGGUUUUGAGCUUGUAAAAUAAGCCAGUUCUUCAUUCCAGUCACUGGUGUCAAAGACUCAGAUUGAUGAAAGAGAUGCCAUUACCUUUCCAUCUCCUAGUGAGUAUUUCAUUUUUACAACAAAUUAAAAGGGUGCAAGCUGCACUUUGCAGCAAAACACAGUGUAGCAAUACUGGAUCCAGCUGACACCCAAAUGGCCGCAAACUAGUACUGUAUUGUAAUUGCAGGGACUGUGCGACAUGGUGCUAAGUCAUGGUAUGUCAGGUAAUCAGGUAAUUGCAAUUUGUUCUAAGAUAGCAGAGGGCACCAAAGGUCACAUGACAUGGAAACAAAACUAAGAAUAUGGUGAGUUUAAAAGUUCAUCAGUGCUCUCUGCAAGUAUCCAUGUUAAAGCCAUUCUAUUUCUGUUUCCUGCACUUCGAUUUCGGAGUUUUAGCAGUUUAUUUUGUAUGUUAAUGUUGCAAUGGAGUACAUAUUUGUCAAUAUAAUUAUAAAUAUAUAAUUAUAUAUUUAAAAUAAACCAUGCACAAUUAAAGGAAA
Molecule: messenger RNA, 3932 nt
Organism: Protopterus annectens (West African lungfish)
Lineage: Eukaryota; Metazoa; Chordata; Ceratodontiformes; Protopteridae
Product: serine/threonine-protein kinase PAK 6-like
Exons: 10
Coding region: 779-2845 (688 amino acids)
Biological process (GO): protein phosphorylation; intracellular signal transduction; regulation of MAPK cascade
Cellular component (GO): cytoplasm
Molecular function (GO): ATP binding; protein serine/threonine kinase activity
Source: RefSeq, a predicted model, not a curated record